Messenger RNA from Ceraceosorus guamensis, 1404 nucleotides. Its product is annotated as adenylate kinase 1. Bases 151 to 1026 code for a protein of 291 amino acids. Lineage: Eukaryota; Fungi; Basidiomycota; Exobasidiomycetes; Ceraceosorales; Ceraceosoraceae. The transcript is spliced from 4 exons. Gene Ontology annotation, molecular function: ATP binding; AMP kinase activity. Gene Ontology annotation, cellular component: mitochondrion; cytoplasm. The record is from RefSeq and is a predicted model, not a curated record. Gene Ontology annotation, biological process: ADP biosynthetic process.
ACUCUCACAAUCGUGACUCGGUCUUGACAGCUAGCACUUACGCCUUCGCUUUCCUCCCCUGAACCCCCCUCUUCUCUGCACACGACUUGUCUUCUCGACCCUUUUCCCAUCCUCACUGCAGCUCGCCCACCCUCUUGAUCUUGGCUCAUUAUGGCCACUUCCACCACUGCCAACACGCCCGCUGCGCCGGACCCAGCGGUUUUUGGCGGCAAAAAGUCAGACCAGAGCGGUAACAGCAGCGCCGAGUUGGCAUAUCUCAAGUCUCUCGUCUCGCAAUUGAAUGACAAGAUCAAGUCGAUCGAAUCCACGGCCGGCUUGGUGCUUGGAAGUCUGGCCUCAUCCAACGAGGGUGUUCGCAUGAUCCUCAUCGGUCCUCCUGGUGCAGGCAAAGGAACGCAAGCUCCCAAGAUCCUGCAAAGGUUCAGCGGGUCCAUCUGUCACUUGGCUACGGGCGACAUGCUUCGCGAACAAGUGGCACAGGGUACUGAUCUUGGCAAGAAGGCAAAAGAGAUUAUGAAUCAAGGAGGACUGGUCCCGGAUGAGAUCAUGGUGGGCAUGAUCGAGAACCAGCUGGAGCAGAACAAACAAUGUGCGAAUGGAUUCAUCCUGGAUGGUUUCCCACGCACAACACCUCAAGCGGAGAAGCUAGACGACAUGCUCAAGUCAAAACAGCAAAAGUUGGAUCAUGCUGUCGAGCUGAAGAUCAAUGACCAACUACUGAUCUCUCGCAUCACCGGAAGACUCAUUCACCCGCCAAGCGGCAGGAGUUACCACAAGGAAUUUCACCCUCCCAAGAAGCCCAUGACGGAUGAUGUUACUGGCGAACCUCUGAUUCAGAGGUCCGACGAUAAUGCCGAGACGCUCAAGAAGAGAUUGGGCACCUACCACGCUCAGACCGCAGCUGUGACCGACUACUACAGAAAGCAAGGCAUUUGGUCCGCUGUGGAUGCAGCUCAAUCUCAACAGGUCGUCUGGUCUUCCAUCUCGGCCAUCUUUGACCAAAAAUCAAAGUCUGCGCAAAAGUAAAACCUGGCGGCUUCGAUGCGCUCUUGCUCAGCUCUUGGCUGGCACGUUGCGAGCUAGACGAGCGUGCCCAAUCUCCUCACGAUCAUUCAUCGAGUCAACGCAGGAAUCACGAAUGCAAUGCAUGGUGCACAAUGGUCGUGAUCGUGGAUGCCGACUCGCUACUUGACGGGAAGGCCUAUUCGCUCGGACUGUUCAACGCCUAGGUGCAGGGAGACGAGGAUGAGCGCACUUCGAUGUUUGAUCAGGAUUUGUCGGAUACUCCAGACUGCGGAAUUGAUUAGCCAGCUCGUGCUUCGCUACUCAUGAUCCACGAUUGCGUCGAGUCGUUCUCGGUAGGCUUGAUGGGCGAGUUUGCGUCGACUGAGCAUGAGAUACCAC